AUGCUCCUCUUUCGAGUGCUCCCCUUGAUUCUAGGCCUCGCAGACUGCGCCUGCGCCCUCAUCCCCAAACCCCCUAAUUACGAAGGGGAGAAUUACAAUUAUGAUUUGACUUACCAACCCCCGCUCAAGAUCCUCGAGGAGCCGCAGUACAGAGACGACUCCGAGAAAACCGAUGCCAUCGCCGAGGCCUUCCGACACUCAUGGCGGGGCUACUACACCUACGCCUUUCCAAAGGAUACCUUGAACCCGUUGAGUGGCACAUUUGAGAAUGAUUUGAGUGGAUUUGGUAGUACGGCUAUCGAGUCGUUAACCACGGCCAUCAUCAUGGGCGAAGAGACCAUCAUGGAUCGCAUCAUGUGGUUCAUUGGCAGCGCCACCUUUACCGUCACCAAGCUGGUUGCCGACGAAGUCAACGUCUACGAGGCGACUAUUCGACUUAUUGGCUCAAUGGUCUCGGCUUACGACCUCCUCAACGGCCCCUAUCGAGGAUAUGCCUCAACAAAGUCUAGCCUGAACGCCCUCUUGGACCAGGCAGUCCUCCUAACAGAUGUUUUAAAGGUUGCCUUUGGCUCAGACACAAGAAUCCCCGCCGGGGGUGUCCUCUUGACGCCCAUGAUACAGAGGUCAGGACGUCUAGAGACAACCCUAGGAGCAGCCGGCGGCAUGGGCGUGGAGCUGGACGGCAUCCACCACCGGUCUGGACUCAAGAAGCUCUGGAAGAACUUUGUGAACGGCUUCAAGGCCCUCAUCGGGCAGCCCAUCCUACACGACAAGGUCAUCCCGGGCUUGUUCCCGGACAUGGUCAACACCAAGCAGGGGGGGUUCUUCAGCAAGCAGGGAGGUUACACGAAGAACACGGCCCCUUUUUACCACGGCAUGAUAAAGCUGCGCAACAUGGACUCGAGGCGGUAUAACCGGACGGCGGAGCUGUGGGUCGAGUCGGUCGAGGAUAUAAUGAAGCAUCUCACUUCGCAUCCCAUGAACCAUCGGAAUUUGACCUUUUUGGCUGGGUUUCAGGAUGCACAGCAUAUACCCAGGGCAGAAUUAACAAGCUGCUCUGCCGGCGCCAUGUUCAUCCUCGGCGGUGCCACCCUCAGGAGGCAGCGCUACAUCGACUUUGGCCUCAGAAUCGCCGAGACGUGCUGGACUGUGGCCAGCAGCAUGCCCUCAGGCCUUCCCCCUCGCGCGUUCAAAUGGAUCGACGCCGAGCUCACAGCCGGCACGAGGCGCAACCCCCUCCCGCCCGUUCACUUUGAGGCAUUCGCCAACGAAACGGGUUUCUGGCCGACGCAGCGCUCCUACACUCUCGAUUCAGACCUCUUCGAGACCAUGUACUACGCGUACCGCAUGACGGGGGAUAUCAAGUGGCAGGACCGCGCAUGGGACAUGUUUGUCAGCAUCAACUCAACAUGCCACGUCUCAAACGGCUUCGUGGGCAUAAACGACGUAACAGUAAAAGACGGAUACGACCUAGAAGGUGCCCCAGUCCAGGAUAAGGACCAGUGGAUCAACAAGAUGGAGGGCGAGUGGAUGUCGCGGACGCUCAAGUACCUGUACCUCAUGUUCGCGCCCAACGGGCCCUGGCAGCUGCAGUGGGACGGCGACGGGGCGUUUGUCUUUUCGCACGGCGGCCAUCUGAUCCAGAAGCCCCUGUGGAGGAGCCUGGACGCCUUUGGGCAUAGGAGGCAUCCUUGGCUGCCGGACUGGGAUGAGGUUGAUCCCAGGGUUACAGGUGGCUAUCAAGGCACGGAGCAUGAGGGCUGA
This is a messenger RNA of Fusarium falciforme, 1764 nucleotides long. Its product is annotated as Alpha-1,2-Mannosidase. Gene Ontology annotation, cellular component: endoplasmic reticulum; Golgi membrane. The transcript has 4 exons. The coding region runs from base 1 to 1764 and encodes 587 amino acids. Gene Ontology annotation, molecular function: calcium ion binding; mannosyl-oligosaccharide 1,2-alpha-mannosidase activity. Lineage: Eukaryota; Fungi; Ascomycota; Sordariomycetes; Hypocreales; Nectriaceae. Gene Ontology annotation, biological process: N-glycan processing; carbohydrate metabolic process. The record is from RefSeq and is a predicted model, not a curated record.